AUGAAGAAUGUCCGCAUCGACGCUCUUCCCUCCGAUCGUCAAGUAGCAUCCAAGGAUUGCCGUGUUUGCACGAAGCGGCGCAUCAAAUGCGAUCGGAGCAUUCCGCACUGCCAGAAGUGCGCCAUCCGCGGACUUCGCUGCCCGGGUUUUGAUCGACUGCCCCUCAGAUGGAACCAAGGCGUGGCUAGUAGAGGCAAGCUCGCUGGAAGCAAACUCCCAGUGCCUCCAAAGAGUGGGUCGAGGGACUUGAAAGACUCAGAGAUCACCCUCUCUCAACCAUGCACCCCUUCCACGAUUAUUCCAAGCAGCCCGACACGAGAUCUUAGUCUUAUUAGUCGUCAAUCAUCGGUUGUUCUAUCCGACAAAUUGCUUGUUCACUUCCAUCUCGAAGUCGCUUCUCUACUAAGAUGGAUGGACAGCCCUGUCAACCCAUGGAGAAGUAUCAUCCUGCCGAUCGCCCAGCAAUCGGCCUGUCUGAGAAUGUCAAUACUCAGCCUUGCUGCUACUCAUUUGUCUGUCACCUCUGGUGAGGAUCCCGAGCAAGCAUCGGCGCUUAUGCAGGUCAACCACAGUCUUCGGGAUGCCUGUCUUCGGGCAUUGAAUCGCAUAAUACGCUCAGAACUCCACCGGACCCCCAGAGCAGCAGGGGAUAAUUGUGGAACCUCGUCCCUGACGGAAAUGCUUGCCACUAUGUUGGUUCUCUGCUACGGGGAGAUGUUUGUUCCGAACUCGACAGACUGGAAGCUCCACCUUCGUGCUUGUCGUACCAUCAUCGACAGACAUAAACUACAAAACCGACAAAAAGAACUUCAAGACCCUGUCGCACAAUUUUUGCUGAAAGAAGUGGGUGAUGUGGAGGCCUUCGGCAGUUUUUCGGCCUUUACGAGAGAACCGAAUCCCAUGGCUGUCGUGCGGCCGCCCACAAUGAUCGACGGCCAGUUCUGGACCUUUACAGAUUUGAUCUUUGAAAUAACAGCCGCAGAGAGACAUCGUUACAAUAUUCUACAAAAUGGCCAAGGGCUUCCCGAGGUAGAUAUGAGUACCUGGCGUACCAAACUCGAGCAGGCUUCCGAGCGGGCGUUGACGGGUCUCAAUCUUCUCUCUGCAAGAGAAGCAUCCUCACGAGAGCACUUUGAAGCCGUUAUCCGGGCCCAUUACUACUGUCUUCUCAUCUACAGCUACCAGGCCCUAGCGUCUCCGAUGGAAGCAGCUCAGAAUAUAAGUCCGCUUAUGGGUCUUCUGUUUCUUGAAAUCCAGACCCUCACUGAAGGUCCAGCGCAUCACUUUUCCCACGACGUGUUCUUCCCGCUUUUCAUUGCCGGCACCGAGUCCCGAGAAGAUGAGCAGCAUCAGAGUCUACUCCAGUUACUUUUCAUUCAGUCUAUUUCCACGACUGGGGUCUGGUGCAAUCACGCUGCACUGCAGUUUCUGCGUGCCUUCUGGGCAAGGCCGGAAAGUACUGGGAACUGGAUACAAUUUGCCAGAGAAAAUGAGCAGGAGUUGAGCCCUUUUCUUAUCUUCUGA
Molecule: messenger RNA, 1524 nt
Organism: Penicillium lagena
Lineage: Eukaryota; Fungi; Ascomycota; Eurotiomycetes; Eurotiales; Aspergillaceae
Product: Zn(II)2Cys6 transcription factor
Exons: 2
Coding region: 1-1524 (507 amino acids)
Biological process (GO): positive regulation of transcription by RNA polymerase II
Cellular component (GO): nucleus
Molecular function (GO): DNA-binding transcription factor activity, RNA polymerase II-specific; transcription cis-regulatory region binding; zinc ion binding
Source: RefSeq, a predicted model, not a curated record